Messenger RNA from Pogona vitticeps (central bearded dragon), 1191 nucleotides. NCBI's taxonomy places the organism in Eukaryota, Metazoa, Chordata, Lepidosauria, Squamata, Agamidae. The record is from RefSeq and is a predicted model, not a curated record.
AUGAGCCAGCAAAGACAGAGUGGCAGUUCAUGCUGUGGUGGCGGCGGCGGCGGUGGCGGCGGCGGUGGCGGCCAGUCGUGCUGUGGAAGUAGUGGAGGAGGAGGAGGAGGAGGAGGCUACCAGAUCCAGAGCCAAGGAGGGUCAUCCUGCUGCUGCGGUGGCAGUGGUGGAGGAGGAGGCCAGCAGUCUCAAGGAUCCAGCUGCUGUGGUGGAGGCGGUGGUGGAGGAGGAAGCUCUGGACAGCAGAAGAUCAUCAUUGUCUCUGGUGGCAGUAGCGGAGGCGGAGGUGGACAGUGCUGCUGCGGAGGAGGUUCAAGCGGCGGAUCCGGCCAAGUUAUUAUAUCAUCUGGAGGUGGCGGCGGUGGACAGUCCUCUGGCUGCUGUAGUGGAGGAGGGGGAUCUGGAGGUGGAAUGAGCCAGCAAAAGAUGCCAUUAAUGUCUGGUGGAUCCAGUGGUGGAGGAGGAAUGUGCUGUGGAGGAGGCGGUGGUGGAGGUGGAGGUGGGAGCAUUAAGAUCAUUGGAGGGGGUUCUAGUGGGGGUGGCUCCGGUGGAGUUAAGGUUAUAUCAUGUGGAAGCAGUGGAGGUGGUGGCGGCGGCGGCGGAGGUGGUGGUGUUAAAGUUAUAGGUGGAGGCUCCAGUGGGGGUGGUUCCAUUUGUGGAGGUGGAGGUGGUGGAGGAUCAAGUGGGAAAACCAUUAUCAUCAGUGGGGGAGGCAGUGGCGGCCAGCAGAGCUCCAGCUGCUGCAGUGGUGGAGGCAGCAGCGGUGGUGGCGGAGGAGGCCAGACCGUCGUCAUCCCUUGUGGUGGAAGCAGUGGUGGUGGUGGUGGUGGCGGCCAGCAAAGCUCUAGCUGCUGCAGUGGUGGAGGCAGCAGCGGUGGCGGCGGAGGAGGCCAGACCAUCAUUGUCCCUUGUGGUGGAAGCAGUGGUGGUGGCGGCGGCGGUGGCGGCCAGCAGAGCUCCAGCUGCUGCAGUGGUGGAGGCAGCAGCGGUGGUGGCGGAGGAGGCCAGACCAUCAUUGUCCCUUGUGGUGGAAGCAGUGGUGGUGGUGGCGGCGGCGGCCAGCAGAGCUCCAGCUGCUGCAGUGGUGGAGGGUCUGGCGGGGGCUCCAUGCAGAUGAAACAACCCUGCUGUCUCCCGCCUUCUAUGGGUCAAACAAAACAGGUUUGCCAGUGGCCACCCAGCCAGAAGUGA